Molecule: messenger RNA, 3832 nt
Organism: Lucilia cuprina (Australian sheep blowfly)
Lineage: Eukaryota; Metazoa; Arthropoda; Insecta; Diptera; Calliphoridae
Product: ankyrin repeat domain-containing protein 13C
Exons: 2
Coding region: 127-1761 (544 amino acids)
Cellular component (GO): cytoplasm
Molecular function (GO): protein binding
Source: RefSeq, a predicted model, not a curated record
CAAUAAUUUUUUUACUUUUCUAUUGAAUAAAAGUGCAAAUGAUUUUUUGUUUAAAACAUUUAAUAAUCGACUAAAUGUGAAAUAAUAUAUAGUUUAAAAAUUUUAGCAGCAUAUUAAUUAAACAUAAUGAAAAUGUCUAAAGUGAAAGAAAGUAAAAAAACAAAAACUACAAACGGUACAAUACCGAAAAAAUCUGGGGGCGGUAUUAAGGAAAAUUCAGUUGUAGUGGCAGACAACAACCAAAAGACGACCACAACAGAAAAUUACUGUGAAAAGAAUGAUAAAAUUUUAAAUUCUCCCUAUAUACAGGAGCAGGAGGAAGAUGACGAUGACGAGACUGAAGAUCAGUUUCAUUCAGCACCAACUACUCCGACCAAAUCAAAUUAUGGUUCAUUAACAAAGAAAGACCUGUGUGGUGGGCAAGAGUUGCCAUUGCACAAGUGUAUAUUUCUCAAUGACCGUGAAGCAUUAAAGGGUUUGUUGGAAAAGAAGACAGAGAAUCUUUCACAAAAAGACAAACAUGGUAAUACACCGUUACACUUGGCUGUAAUGUUGGGACGCAAAGAAUGUAUAGAUUUACUUUUGGCCCAUAAUGCCACUGUAAAAAUUAAAAACAAUGAGGGCUGGACGGUAUUGGCGGAAGCCAUUUCAUAUGGAGAUCGCGAUACCAUUUCAUCAUUGCUCAAGAAAUUACGCCAGCAAUCGCGGGCACAUUUAGAAUCCCGAAGAUCCGCCAUGAUUAAGGGCCUCAAACAGAUACAAGAUUUCUAUAUGGAAUUGAAAUGGGAUUUUACUUCUUGGGUGCCGUUAGUCUCACGUAUGUUACCCUCCGAUGUUUGCCGUAUACAUAAAUGUGGCUCAUCUCUACGCUUGGAUACCACCUUAGUAGAUUUUAACGAUAUGCGUUGGGAAAGGGGUGACACCUCAUUUAUAUUUCGCGGCGAUCAACCCAUGCAUCAUUCCAUUACUGUGCUAGAUAAUGAGUAUCAAUGUUAUAAACACAUACAUUAUGAAGACUCGGACAUUGAUGAUGAGGUGGACAUAUUGAUGUCGAGCGAUAUUUUAGCAGCUCAUAUGUCAACUAAAAGUAUACAAUUUGCUCGUGCUCAGUCGGGGUGGAUAUUUCGUGAGGAUCGUAAGGAAGUGGUAGGUGGUCAAUAUCAAUCGGAACUAUAUGCUAUACAUGGAUUGGUACUGAAGCAACGGAAACGACGAGAACAUUUGUCCCAAGACGACAUACAAAAGAAUAAGGCCAUGUUAGCAACUAUGUCACAAGGCCGCCGUUCCAGCCUGACCAACAGCAACAGUAACUCCACAGAUGCUGGCUCAACAAAUGUUUCCAUAGAAAUAACAAGACGUUCUUCUCUUCCUCCGCCACCAAAACCCUCCAUAACAUGGGAACAAUAUAUUAAUGCGGAGACUGGUAAAUGUCCCCCACUGGGCCGUACACCCGUCCAUAAACAAUCGAACAAAUCUUUAAAAGCCACCGUUGCCAUGAGUAAAGAAUUUCCUCUCAGUGUUGACAUGUUGCUGAAUAUUUUAGAAGUCAUAGGACCUUUUAAACACAUCAGUAAAUUACGUGAAUUUGUUGCUCUAAAACUGCCCCCCGGUUUUCCGGUCAAAGUUGAAAUUCCCGUUUUACAUACCGUUACCGCUAAGAUAACAUUUCAAAAAUUCGAAUUUCGCGACAAUAUUUCACCGUCGCUCUUCGAAAUACCCAAACACUAUGUCGAAGAUUCUAGUCGUUUUCCGGACUUAUGACCUGGUGAACAAGAACAACAACAACAGCAGCAGCAACAGCAAGCGGAUGUUAAUCGCAAUUCAAAUAAAAAUGGAAAAUUUUAAAGACAAUCCCCAGGAAAUUAAGAAAAUACAGUAAAAAAAUGAAAAAAAAGGAGAAUUUCUCUUUUUUUUUUGGAAACAUGGAUAAAGAAACAAUAAUUAUCAACAACAUGGAAGCAUUUCUUUUUUUGGAAAAUAAAUUUUACUUUAUAAAAACUACCUAAUUAAUGUUACGUAUCAUAUCUGUCUCUCUGAUAUUCUUACUAUUUAUUAUAACUUUUCAUGUGUAUUUCGUUUUUUUUUUAACUUUAAAUACAUUUCUUUUAUCACCAAAACAUUUUAAAAUCAAAAUAAUAUUUAUCAUUACUAUAGCCUCAUAACAUUUGUCUAAACAUAAUUAUUUUAUAAGUCACAAGAGAAAGGAAUUCCUACACUUACGAGUAUUUAUUAAAAAAUGCAACUUAUACACUUUAGAUGCAUAGUUAUAUAAAUUAUUUAUUAUUUAAGUAAAAAUAAGUUAAAUGUUAUGUAAACUGAAUUAUAUUUAAUGUGUACUACCUUUAUACUACAUACUAUUGAUCUAGAGAUUUUCUUAUAAUUUUUUGUUUGUCUUUAAACAUUUUUUUAAUGAAAUUAUCUAUGUUUUCCUAUAAUUUAUUUAUUUAAAAUUGUUUGGAUAAAAUUAUCCUAUAAAUUGCUUCAUUAAACUUUUGUUAAAUUGUUUUUUAGUUUUAGUUUAUUCCCAGACAAUGUAGCGUGAGAUAAUUGGUAAAUGUUAAUGAAAUUAUGUUAUUUAUUUCAUAUUUUAUAAGGAUUGUUUCAAAAUACAAAGCAUCCUGUCUUCCUAAGCUAUCACAUAAAAAAAAUAUUUCGAAAUGAUUUGGACAUUUAGGUCAAAAGAAAACAAAGACCUGUUUUAAAGCGUUAAUAUCCUAUGACUAAAAAUUUUCAUGAAAUAUGUUUAUCAAAGGUUUACGGGACAAAAUUUGUUUUAUAAACCUUUGAUAAAUGUUUAUAACUGGGAGAGUAAAUCUAUAACUAAAUACUUGAUUUGUUUUGAGCUAAAGACUCACAUUCAUUUUGCGUAUAGAAAACACAUAUUUUUUAAAAAAAAUGUUAAUUUAAUUUUUUGAAAUAAACAAGUUUAUUUUUGUGAAAAUAAUGUUUUUAUUGAAAAACUGAAUUUCUUGUGGAUUCACAAAUUGUUUUGCUGAAAUAGCCUACUUCCGGAAAUGAAAAUUUUUCAUAAAAUACUAACCUGCUAAAAUCUAUAAACAUGACCAUUUAUGAAACAAUUUUGAACUUUAACAUAAAAGUUUUCUAAAUAAAAUGAGGGCUGAAUAUUUAUUCUUUUUUUACCACAUUUCUUCUUUUAAUAGCUAGCCUAUAGGGUGAAGACUUAGGUUAUUGUAUAAUAGGGUCACUUGGGUCCAAAUAUUGAUCUCAUCUUAUAACACGAAACAGAUCAUAUCUCUAUAAUACACGCAGGGCAACAACUUGUACUUGAUUGUUAUUAUAACAACAGUUUUGUCUUUAUGCUUUUUAGAGAAAAUAAUUCAUUUAUUGGAUUUCUCUAAUAAAAGGAAUUUUGAAAAACCAAAUAUUUUCCGAAUUCAGAUUUUUUUUUAACAAUUGGACGUUAAUUAUGUAAAACAUAGAUGUAAUUUGUAACAUGUCAUAUAAAGUUAAUCCGUAAAUGACCUUAAAUAAACAUAAAUUGUUGUCCCCACUUUGCCCUUUUAAAGUAUUUUUAAGUCUGAUUUUUUUAAAGUGUCUAACAGUAUCAUACCAAUUAAAAUGGAAUGAAAUUUAAACAAAAAUGUAAUUAUUGUCAAUUAGAAAAUUUGUUGUAAACAUAAACCUAACAACCAAUGCCUAAUGUUUUACCUUAACAUAAUAUUUAUAUUAUUAAAUCUGUUCUUCAUGAUUUUAGAAACAAAACUUUCAAAUAUGUUUAAAAUACUUUGUUAAAAACUAAAAUUAAAACAAAAACUAAUUGCAAGUAUGUAUGUUAUAGUUAAAAGAAAAAUCAAAUAUUUUCAAAAUAAAU